This is a messenger RNA of Indicator indicator, 687 nucleotides long. RefSeq names its product putative N-acetyltransferase 8B. The transcript has a single exon. Gene Ontology annotation, molecular function: N-acetyltransferase activity. The record is from RefSeq and is a predicted model, not a curated record. Lineage: Eukaryota; Metazoa; Chordata; Aves; Piciformes; Indicatoridae. The coding region runs from base 1 to 687 and encodes 228 amino acids.
AUGGCGUCCUACCGCAUCAGGCAGUACCGGGAGCAGGACUACGAGGCGGUGCGGAGCCUCUUCGCCCGCGGCAUCCUGGAGCACGCCCCGGCCGGCUACCGCCACUUCCUGCGCUCGGCCUGGGCACAGCUGGGGCUGCUCAUCCUCUUCAUCGGGGCACGAGCGGCUGCCGGCUGCUGGGUACUGGGGCUGGGUGCCGUGGCGGUGGCACUGGUGGCCUCCUGGGUCCAGGUCCGCUCCUUGAGCACGACCUACGUGCAGCAGGCUCUGAGCACCGACCUCCUCGACAUCUCCAGCAGCUACCUGCGGGCACCCAACUCCUGCUUCUGGGUGGCAGAGGCCAAGGGGACUGUGGUGGGCAUGGUGGCUGUGACCCCACCCGAGGAUCCAGCAGAGAGAGGGACGGCCCUGGAGCUGAAGCGAAUGUCGGUCAACAAGGACUACCGGGGCCAGGGCAUCUCCAAAGCGCUCUGUGGGGAGGUGCUGCGCUUCGCCCGGGCACGGGGCUUCGGGGCCGUGGUGCUCUCCACCUCCAUGGUGCAGGUGGCUGCCCAGCAGCUCUAUGAGGGGCAGGGCUUCAAGAAGGUAGGAGCCUCCAGCCCCUCGCUGCUUGCUGCCAUCCUCUGCUUCCAGAUCUACCAUUACCGCUGUGACCUGCCCGGCCGCACCGCAGCCCCACCACACUAG